GUAUAAGGAGUCGUGGCAGGAGGAGGGCUCCGGAAGGCAGGGGAGUCUGGGACAGGAGAGAGAAGGCUGCAGACCUACAGGGAGGGAGAAGAAGAGUCAGAAGGAAGAAGAGGACGGAGGAGGGCGCGCCGAGGAAGAGACAGGGCAAGAAGAAGUAAAGUGGGCCAGGAAGAAGACACUUAGAAGAGAGAGGAGCAAGGCACAGAUGACAUUACAGGGGUCGCUGGCCUGUCUCCUACUGGCCCUGUGCCUGGGCAGUGGGGAUGCUGGCCCAUUGCUGAGUGGAAAGGAGGAUGCUGGAGCAGGUGUUGGGGAGGUCUUCGGACACUGGGGAACCAAUGGCCAGCCACCACCUGGAGGCUACAACCAGGGCUAUCCUGGCGGGCCUGUGACUCCCUGGGGCCAGGGACCCUUUGGAGGCGCGGAUGGCAGCUCUGGAACCAACUCUCAGGGAGGCUCCUGGGGCCUCGGAGGCAACAGAGAGCCAUCCACCUCCGAGGCCAGCGCUCAGGGAGCUGAGGCUCAACCUGGUCCUGGCUCAGUGAGAAGCGGCAACCCACAUACAGAGUGCACCAACCCCCCACCAUCUGGCUCCGGCGGAAGCUCUGGCCACUUAGGGGGAAGCAGCAGCAGCAGUGGCAGCGGUGGCAGCAGUGGCAGCGGUGGUGGCAGCGGCGGCAGCGGCAGCAGUGGUAGCAGUGGUAGCAGUGGCAGCAGUGGCAGCAGUGGUAGCAGUGGCAGCAGUGGCAGUGGCAGCAGCAGUGGUGGCAGCAGUGGCAGCAGCAGCGACGGCAGUUCUGGGACCAGCUGGGAAUACAACACCAGCUCUUCCCCGGGGAGCAGCGGCGGAAUCAGAGGUGGAAAUAAGCCUGGGUGUGACAACCCAGGGAACGAAGUGCACGUGUCCGGGGGAUCCGGGGGUCAGCAGCAGCCCAGCGGAGGAGGUGAAGCUGUCAGCGGAGUCGAUACGCUGAACUCUCAGACGUCUCCUGGGCUCUUCAACUUUGACACUUUCUGGAAGAAUUUUAAGUCCAAACUGGGUUUCAUUAACUGGGACGCCAUCAACAAGGGCCAAGCCCCAGCCCCCAACACUCGAGCCCUCCUCUACUUCAGGCGACUCUGGGAGGAUUUCAAACGUAACACUCCUUUCUUGAACUGGAAAGAAAUUACUGAGGAUGCCGACAUGACCUCGCUCCAGAAGAGGGCCGGCGGCGCAGGUCAGCCCGGCUCAGGAUGGCAAGACGCGGCAGCCGUAACUUCUAAGAACAAUUAUAACCAGCAGGCAUAUCCUACAGUCCCUGGUGGGCAGUCUGCCGCCAAGAUCCCCCCUAAGGGGGGAGCCACGAUUUCUUCCUCGGCUUCCCGGGCGCAACCUGGCAUGCUGCAGUGGGUGAAGUUUUGGUGAAAAUUAUCUCCAGUCAUGACUGAGGCCCUGAGAAACAGCAGUCGGCAAGGAGCCGACCACGCCCCUCGCCCACGCCCCUCGCCCAGCUCUCUCCCUGUGCCCCGCCUGGUCUGGGUGCUGACACCUGCUUUCUCUAGGUUGGGGACCUGGCCUGUCUGUCCCUUGUUUCUUCCUACCCCACUGCGUCUCCUUGAUCACCAGCCUCGUCGGACAUACCGGCCACUUUCUUCACCCACUCUGUUUGUGACCUGGAGUCACUGUGACUUUCUUCAGGAGCUUCCUACUUUGGAGUGUCUCUGUGGAAAUAAAAAUGAACCCUGUUUCCCCAA
This is a messenger RNA of Equus quagga, 1734 nucleotides long. RefSeq names its product dermokine (gene DMKN). The record is from RefSeq and is a predicted model, not a curated record. Gene Ontology annotation, biological process: cornified envelope assembly. Bases 206 to 1405 code for a protein of 399 amino acids. Lineage: Eukaryota; Metazoa; Chordata; Mammalia; Perissodactyla; Equidae. The transcript has 19 exons.